GGGGAGGGGUUGUCCGUAAAUUAAGUGGAAGUCGGUCCAUUUUUGCAGAUCUGGUUUUGACGUCCAAAGUUGAACCAACGACAUCCAAAUCGCCGCAAGAUCAGUGCCGAAAAAUGGCCAGAUCCGCCGCCGUAUCUUCCAUUUUCAUCAUCCUGUUGAUGAUCACCGCCAUCGUUAUGUGUGAUGCCGAAGCAUCAUCCGUCGAUUUUGUCAAGAAGACCGUUUCUUCUCACUCCAUUGUCAUCUUCUCCAAAUCUUACUGCCCGUACUGUAAAAGGGCUAAAGGUGUAUUCAAGGAGUUGAAUAAGAAGCCUUAUGUCAUUGAGCUGGAUGAGAGAGAGGAUGGGUGGAAAAUCCAGGAUGCUCUGAGCGAGCUGGUUGGAAGGCGUACGGUUCCACAAGUGUUCAUUAAUGGAAAGCACCUUGGAGGCUCGGAUGAUACUAUUGAAGCUUAUGAAAGCGGACAACUGGCUAAGCUUCUUGGCAUUGAUUCGGGGCAUAAAACCGACCUUUGAGCUUCAACAACUUCAAAAUGACGUCCAUCGUCCAAUAUUUUGUGUUAUACUACAAAUCGAGAUGUCUUCAGUUUGGUCUUUUUAAUUGAUAGAGACAUUAGAAAGCCAUGGAUAGCUUCGGUUUAUGAUGAUGUCAAAAUGUGUACAACGAGAAUAGCGAUUGAUAUUCUGUUAUAAACGAUCGUCUUCUUCCUAAUAUUUACGCCUA
Cynara cardunculus var. scolymus (artichoke) is the source of this 723-nucleotide messenger RNA. RefSeq names its product glutaredoxin-C4. The record is from RefSeq and is a predicted model, not a curated record. Bases 114 to 515 code for a protein of 133 amino acids. Gene Ontology annotation, molecular function: glutathione disulfide oxidoreductase activity. Gene Ontology annotation, biological process: cellular response to oxidative stress. The transcript has 4 exons. Lineage: Eukaryota; Viridiplantae; Streptophyta; Magnoliopsida; Asterales; Asteraceae. Gene Ontology annotation, cellular component: cytoplasm.